Brienomyrus brachyistius is the source of this 6109-nucleotide messenger RNA. RefSeq names its product stromal antigen 1a (gene stag1a). Lineage: Eukaryota; Metazoa; Chordata; Actinopteri; Osteoglossiformes; Mormyridae. The record is from RefSeq and is a predicted model, not a curated record. The coding region runs from base 447 to 4226 and encodes 1259 amino acids. The transcript is spliced from 34 exons. Gene Ontology annotation, biological process: sister chromatid cohesion. Gene Ontology annotation, molecular function: chromatin binding. Gene Ontology annotation, cellular component: nucleus; chromatin; cohesin complex.
CGCAGUGUGGCUCCGUGUCCGCCAGAGGGCACCGCGGUUCCGGUCUGCAGCUGCGCCAUUCGAUUGUGGAAAAUGCCACCAGAUGGCGGCUUAGGAUUGCUGCUCUUCUGAAAGGCGCGGUUUCUACUCGCGGUCUUAUUAUUUUUUUCCGUAGCCAAAAAAAAACAACAACAAAAACAAAGCAAAAAAAUUAAAACCCUCGACGGUGUAAAAUAUAUCGCUAGAGCGUUUGGUUUUCGCACGGCGCCGGACGGAGUGGCGAUGGCCGGAGGAGGCUGUGUGAUGUGACCAUCCUGGAGGUGACGUGAGAGACCCGGACAACUUCUCCUGCACAUCCUUACCAGUGACCAAGACAAAGGCUGUGUGUCCCUGAUCAGGCUCCCAGAAAACACAGCUGUACUUCGGAAGGGCUGCAGGAAGCUGCUGGGGGGGAGAAGCUUUCCACGAUGAUUACAUCGGAGUUGCCAGUAUUGCAGGACUCUACCAACGAGCCAGGCCAAGCGGAGGCCGUCAGCCUGGGUGUCAGUGAACUGGAAGACACCGGCGAGGUCAAGGGCAAGAAGAAGAGGGGCAGACCAGGCCGGCCGCCGACGGCCAAUAAGAAGCCCAGAAAGACCCCAGUGGACAAGCCGCAGUCGGGGGCGCCGCGGGGCCGGAAGCCGAAUGGCGUGGCACAGCAGAACGGCGAAGGGGACGCCAUCACCCUGUUCGAGGUGGUCCGGCUGGGAAAAAGUGCCAUGCAGUCAGUGGUGGAUGAUUGGAUUGAGUCUUACAAGCACGAUCGAGACAUAGCUCUUCUGGAUCUCAUCAACUUCUUCAUCCAGUGCUCCGGCUGUAAAGGCACUGUAAGGAUCGAGAUGUUCCGAAACAUGCAAAACGCGGAGAUUAUCCGGAAGAUGACAGAAGAGUUUGAUGAGGACAGUGGUGACUAUCCACUUACCAUGCCCGGGCCCCAGUGGAAAAAGUUCCGCUACAACUUCUGCGAGUUCAUCGGGGUGCUGAUCCGACAGUGUCAGUACAGCAUCAUCUACGACGAGUACAUGAUGGACACGGUCAUCUCCCUGCUUACGGGCCUGUCCGACUCCCAAGUCCGUGCCUUCCGGCACACAAGCACCCUUGCAGCCAUGAAGCUGAUGACUGCGCUGGUGAACGUGGCGCUGAACCUGAGCAUACAUCAGGACAACACGCAGCGGCAGUAUGAGGCCGAGCGGAACAAGAUCGUCGGCAAGCGGGCCAAUGAGAAGCUGGAGCUCCUGCUUCAGAAGAGGAAGGAGCUCCAGGAAAACCAGGACGAGAUCGAAAACAUGAUGAACUCCAUCUUCAAGGGCAUCUUUGUGCACCGGUACAGGGACGCCAUCGCCGAAAUCAGAGCCAUCUGCAUCGAGGAGAUCGGCGUGUGGAUGAAGAUGUACAGCGACGCCUUCCUCAACGACAGCUACCUGAAGUACGUGGGCUGGACGCUGCACGACAGGCAAGGUGAAGUCCGGCUGAAGUGUCUGAAAGCACUGCAGAACCUCUACACAAACCGGGAGCUAUUUCCGAAGCUAGAGCUCUUCACCAACAGAUUCAAGGACCGCAUCGUCUCCAUGACACUCGACAAGGAGUACGACGUCGCUGUGGAGGCCAUUAGGCUGGUGACCUUGAUCCUGCAGGGCAGUGAGGACGCCCUGUCCAACGAGGACUGCGAGAACGUAUAUCACCUGGUCUACUCGGCCCACAGGCCUGUGGCGGUCGCUGCGGGAGAGUUCCUGCACAGGAAGCUGUUCAGCCGGCAUGAUCCUCAGGCGGAAGAGGCUCUGGCCAAGCGGCGGGGCAGGAACAGCCCCAACGGGAACCUGAUCCGCAUGCUGGUGCUCUUUUUCCUGGAGAGCGAGCUCCACGAGCAUGCGGCCUACCUGGUAGACAGCCUGUGGGAGAGUUCCCAGGAGCUUCUUAAGGACUGGGAGUGCAUGACCGAACUGCUCCUGGAGGAGCCCGUCCAGGGGGAGGAAGCCCUGUCUGACCGCCAAGAGAGUGCCCUCAUCGAGUUGACGGUGUGCACCAUCCGCCAGGCUGCCGAGGCCCACCCUCCAGUCGGCAGGGGGACGGGAAAGAGGGUUCUGACGGCGAAAGAGAGGAAGACUCAGAUCGACGACAGAAACAAGUUAACCGAGCAUUUCAUUAUGGCGCUGCCCAUGCUGCUCUCCAAGUAUCAGGCAGAUGCGGAGAAGGUAGCCAACCUCCUGCAGAUCCCCACCUUCUUCGACCUUGACGUGUACAGUGCUGGGCGGAUGGAGAAGCACCUAGAUGCCCUGCUGAAGCAGAUCCGUUUUGUGGUGGAGAAGCACACGGAGACAGAGGUCCUGGAGGCCUGCAGUAAGACCUACAGCAUUCUGUGCAGCGAGGAGUACACCAUAAUGAACCGGGUGGACAUCGCCCGCAGCCAGCUGAUCGACGAGAUGGUCGACCGCUUCAGCCACUCCGUGGAGGACCUGCUGCAGGAGGGUGAAGAGGCGGACGACGACGACAUCUACAACGUCCUCUCGACUCUCAAGAGGCUCACAGCUUUCCAUAACGCCCAUGAUCUCACCAGGUGGGACCUUUUCGGGAACUGCUACAGGUUACUGAAAACCGGCAUCGAGCAGGGCUCCAUGCCCGAGCAGAUUGCGGUACAGGCCUUGCAGUGUUCACAUUACUCAAUCUUGUGGCAGCUAGUCAAGAUCACCGAAGGCUCCCCUACUAAGGAUGACCUUGUAGCACUGCGGAGGGUUGUCAAGUCCUUCCUGGCUGUAUGCCAGCAGUGUCUGUCCAACGUCAAUACGCCUGUGAAGGAACAGGCCUUUAUGCUGCUGUGUGACCUGCUGAUGAUCUUCAGCCACCAGCUGACCACCGGGGGUCGCGAUGCUCUGCAGCCGCUGGUCUUCAAUCCCGACGCGCAGCUGCAGAACGAGCUGCUCAGCUUCGUCCUGGACCACGUCUUCAUCGACCAGGACGACGAGAGCCAGAGCAUGGAGGGCGAUGAAGAGGACGAAGCCAAUAAGAUCGAGGCCUUACACAAACGGAGGAACCUCCUGGCUGCCUUCAGCAAGCUCAUCAUCUACGACAUCGUGGACAUGCCGGCCGCUGCGGACAUCUUCAAACACUACAUGAAGUACUACAACGAUUACGGCGACAUCAUCAAAGAGACUCUGAGCAAAACCCGGCAAACGGACAAGAUCCAGUGUGCCAAGACACUCAUCCUCAGCCUUCAGCAGCUAUUCAACGAGCUCAUUCAGGACCAGGGGCCCAACCUGGACAGGACGUCCUCUCACGUUAGUGGUAUCAAGGAACUGGCUCGCCGCUUUGCUCUCACCUUCGGAUUGGACCAGAUCAAGACCAGGGAGGCUGUGGCCACACUUCACAAGGAUGGAAUAGAGUUCGCCUUCAAAUAUCAGAAUCCAAAAGGGGCUGAGUAUCCACCACCCAACUUGGCCUUUCUGGAGGUUCUGAGCGAGUUCUCCUCCAAGCUCCUGCGGCAGGACAAGAAGACUGUCCACUCCUACCUGGAGAAGUUCCUGACGGAGCAGAUGAUGGAGCGCCGAGAGGACGUCUGGCUGCCCCUCAUCUCCUACCGCAACUCGCUGCUGACCGGCGGCGACGAGGACCGGCUCUCCGUCACCAGCGGCGGGGCCAGCAGCAAGGCCAGCUCCGUCCGCAGCAAGAAGGGCCGCCCGCCGCUGCACAAGAAGAGGAUCGACGCAGAGGAGAGCGUGGAGGGCUCGUGGCUGAUGCGCAAUGACACCAUCCAGACACCGGGGGCACUGCAGACCCCACAGCUGACCUCCACCGUGCUGAGGGAGAACCCGCGGCAGGCAGCCGAACACAUGCCGGACCAGGACUCCGAACCCGGCUCUGAGUCCGAUUAUGUCCACAACCCCCAGAUGCAGAUGUCCUGGCUCAGCCAGCAGAAGCUGGAGGAGGUGAACAGGAAGGACCGGACCGGGAUGAGCUACAUGAAGGCUCGAAGUGGGGGAGUCAGGCAGACUGUCCGCGGCCUCAUGGAAGACGACGCGGAGCCCAUCUUCGAGGACGUGAUGAUGUCAUCCCGCGGUCAGCUGGAGGACAUGACCGAGGAGUUUGAGGACACCAUGGUCAUCGACUUGCCGCCAUCUAGGAACAGACGAGAGAGGGCAGAGCUGAGACCAGACUUCUUCGACUCGGCGGCCAUGAUCGAGGAUGACUCGGGAUUCACCAUGCCCAUGUUCUGAAGAGACGGCCAUUCUGGUUCCCAGCAAGAGGGCCUCCUUAACUGUGAUUUGCCUGUUAAAUAUUUGGAAGAAAAAUGAGGAGAAAAAAAAAAUCCCCAAAAAAAAAUAAGAACAGGAGCAAAAACAUCAGUUAACUGCUGAUCUCAAAAUGGACCUGGAGGAAUAUUCCCAUUUAUGCUUUUCGCUGUGAUGAUUGCUUGUGCCAUCCUGUCUUAGGAGCGCCACACUUAUAAAAGCCUUUGGAUGCUCUUUGUAAUGUUUAAUUGAAAAAAAAAAAAGGUUAUAUCCACAGGAAUCGGAUAAGGGGGGGAGGCAUCUUUGCGGUUAUGCGGUCAUUGGUCUAACCUCGUACCGGAAUAUCACCUCGAUGGCGGGUCUGUCUUGCCGUAUUCGGCGCCCAUAGCGCAUAAUCGGGACACGACAGGUGCGAAACAUUUGGGCCUGGUCUCGCUCGAUGUUGCACGUUGAGUUUCGUGUCGGAGCCGCCCACACUGUGCCGUACGAGAGCUUUUAGCUAACUGCCCGUGUGGAAAUAGCCGGUAGUGAUAGACUAGGUGGGGGGGGGGGGGGAAUGGCGUCCUGCUUUGUUAACCACCCCCAUUCCACUGCGUUGAUUAUGCCGGGGAGAGAAAUACCCCAUCACAUGUUUUAAAGAUGAUUUUCUUGUUUUGUUGUUACUGCUCCACCAGCUGCCUAGGUCUUUAACACUGUAUAGCUUUGGGUUAGUUCACUUGUAAUGUUUUGUCUCUCUCUCACCCCCCCCCCCCCCCCCCACAAUGAAAACUGAGUAACGUACAAUGCGGUAUUCAAACCUACGAUGGGUUGGCGCCCCAUCGUGGGCUAUCCUCUGCCUUGUGACGUCCUCGUUAGGCUCCGGAUCUCCGUGACCCCGAAGCGGUUACAGAAAGUGAGUGGAGGGAGGGAUGGAUGGAAGGAUGGAUGGAUGGACAGCAUUCAAACAGGCAUCACUUUUUUUUCUUUUUUUUUUUUUUUUUGCCUCUUCCACGUGUCAGCCCACUCCUCUACUGAAAUGUAAUUUUGUGGUGUCACGUGGUUGGUCGCAUACAGGCAUAGUUAUUGUUAGUCUGAUGCAGGGAACGUCGCUUUUGGGCACAGAUUGCUCUUGAACUGUGUGUACAAUGACAUCACCCCCUUUUUAUUUCAAUAUCCCACCCUCCCAGCUACAAUAAGCCAGAUGGGUUUCAUUCCAUGUUCUCCACCAGACGUUCAUGUGCAGUCCAAAUGCAGAAUCUGUGCCCGUUCCCCACCCCUGAAGACAGCAGCUCAUGUAACCUGGGUUUUUUUUAAGUAAUAAAAAAAAAAUAAAAGUUUAAAGUAUUUUGAAUUUUAGUAGAUUUAGUAUAAAGUUUUGAAUCAAGUGAGAUUUGUCAAAUGUUUAUACGGUCCUCUCUCCGAAUGACCUAUUGCCAAAUUGUAGCCACCGUGCAUUCCCCCACCAGCAGCCCGAACUGGACAGGCCCACAGGGGGGCGACAGGCCCGGGCUCGUGCGCAGUACCGAUAGCCAGGGUUCUGGCAGCCCGCCGCGUCUCCGUAGGGGAACAGCAGAGGCUGUGUGCUCUCAGUCCAUGUCGCAGUGUGCUGUCGUAAUCGUCCUCGGAAGUGUGUUAUCAGAACAGCUAAAGUUAUAUAGUAGACUGCACAAUGACUUUCAUAUCUUGGUACUUUCACCAUGGGUAUAUAUAUAUAUAUAUAUAUAUCCCCCCCCCCCAAACUGUCCCAAUAGGUUUUAUAUUCCCAGUGUUUCUUCUUGAUUGGUUUUGCUAGUAAUCCUGUAAAUUGUACAUUUUCAAUAUUAAACAGUUUCUUUUGUACGACCUGAAGCGGAUGUAUUACGUUCCCUUUAAUAAACUGUUCUAAAACA